AUGUCGCUCUCAAAGCACGUUGACCCAGAUGAACUCAUCGCGUCUCUCCGCGAGCAUUCGCCAAAACACCGUCCAAAUCAACACCAACACAAGACAGCUACUCAUCACUAUGUAUAUGGCUCUCGGUACGCUGCAAGCCAAGAAAUCCCGAAAUUUCGGAUCCCCAAGACAGGCGCCGAUGCCAGUGUGGUUCACCAAAUCAUCAAAGAUGAAUUAGACCUUGAUGGACGUCCCAACCUCAAUCUGGCUUCUUUCGUGAACACAUAUAUGGAGCCGGAAUGCGAUAAGUUGAUCCUAGAAAAUAUCGCAAAGAAUUUGGCAGAUGCGGAUGAAUAUCCUGCUCUUAUGGCUAUCCACGCAAGGUGCAUUUCUAUGAUUUCGCACCUGUGGGGUAUUCCUAAGGGAGAGACUGCAAUUGGAACUGCAACGACUGGAAGUAGCGAGGCCAUUCACCUUGGCGGAUUGGCCAUGAAGAGGAGGUGGCAGGAUAGACGUAGGAAAGAAGGGAAAUCAACGGAAAAGCCUAAUAUUUUGAUGGGUGCUAAUGCACAAGUUGCUCUUGAGAAGUUUGCUCGCUAUUUCGAGGUUGAAGCCCGAAUCCUUCCAGUCAGCAAAGAGUCACACUGGUGUCUUGAUCCUAAAUUGGUUCGUCAAAACGUCGACGAGAAUACCAUUGGUGUCUUCGUGAUCCUUGGGUCAACAUACACUGGCCAUUUCGAGCCCGUCGAGGAGGUUUCUAAAGUUCUCGACGAGUAUGAAAAGGAUACAGGCAUCGCUAUUCCCAUCCAUGUCGAUGGUGCUUCCGGAGCCAUGGUUGCCCCAUUUACAGGCGCCCAAGGGAAGUGGGGGUUUGAACUCCCUAGAGUGCACUCCAUUAACACGUCUGGUCAUAAGUUCGGACUGGUAUAUGCUGGACUUGGCUGGAUUGUAUGGAGGAAUGAAGAAUAUCUCCCGAAAGAUCUCAUCUUUGAACUUCACUAUUUAGGUGGAACUGAACAAUCAUACACACUUAAUUUUUCGAGACCCGGUAACCAGGUUAUUGCACAAUAUUUCAACUUUAUCCACCUUGGUCGCGAGGGAUUUACAUCAGUUAUGCGGAACGCACUACAAAACGCACGAGUUCUCUCAAAGGCACUUGAAGCUAGUGGUUGGUAUGUCUGCUUGAGCGACAUUCAUCGAAAGAGAGGUUCAUGGGGAGAUGGAGGUACUGGAACGAAGAUUAUUGAUGGUGUGAAGGAUCUUGUAUUACAAGAGUCUGACCCAAGUCUUUAUAAUUCGGGUUUACCAGUUGUUGCAUUCAGGUUUAAUGAUGAGUUCCGUAAAACAUUCCCCCACAUCAAGCAGCAGAGUGUUUCAACACUCCUGAGAACGAAAGGAUAUAUCAUUCCAAACUACAACUUGCCCCCAAGUGUGGAAGAAAUCGAAAUUCUGAGGGUCGUAGUGCGAGAAAGCAUGUCUGCUGAUCUACUGGACCGGUUAAUUGCCGACAUUUUGGAAACAACUGAAACCUUAAUGAGUUGCGAUGCUGUGGAUUUAGAGAGUCUAGCUGCACCUAGAUCUGCUAGAAUCGAGAAACAGGUUCAAAGCAUGGGUAAACAUGGAAGACAUGGUAACAGAAUGACAUAA
Messenger RNA from Morchella importuna, 1626 nucleotides. RefSeq lists its product as uncharacterized. Gene Ontology annotation, cellular component: cytosol. The record is from RefSeq and is a predicted model, not a curated record. Gene Ontology annotation, biological process: L-glutamate catabolic process. Bases 1 to 1626 code for a protein of 541 amino acids. NCBI's taxonomy places the organism in Eukaryota, Fungi, Ascomycota, Pezizomycetes, Pezizales, Morchellaceae. Gene Ontology annotation, molecular function: glutamate decarboxylase activity; pyridoxal phosphate binding. The transcript has 6 exons.